Notolabrus celidotus (New Zealand spotty) is the source of this 7510-nucleotide messenger RNA. RefSeq names its product zinc finger protein 318 (gene znf318). NCBI's taxonomy places the organism in Eukaryota, Metazoa, Chordata, Actinopteri, Labriformes, Labridae. Gene Ontology annotation, molecular function: nucleic acid binding; zinc ion binding. Gene Ontology annotation, biological process: positive regulation of DNA-templated transcription; negative regulation of DNA-templated transcription. Bases 311 to 6283 code for a protein of 1990 amino acids. The record is from RefSeq and is a predicted model, not a curated record. Gene Ontology annotation, cellular component: nucleoplasm. The transcript has 11 exons.
AGCAGGGGGCAGCACCUGCUCUGAUCCAGCAGGGGGCAGCACCUGCUCUGAUCCAGCAGGGGGCAGCACCUGCUCUGAUCCAGCAGGGGGCAGCACCUGCUCUGAUCCAGCAUGGGGCAGCACCUGCUCUGAUCGCUCCGUAGAAGAAGAGAGAGGUCUGUGUGCAUGCAGAGUCUGGUGGAGCCCGACUGAGCCGUUCUUCCAGAGUCCAUCAGUACUUCAUGUGUUACAUGAAGUGAGGAGUCUGGAGGUUUGUGAUUCCUGAGUAAACCCUGAUCAGCUGUGAGGCCACUUUACUCUCCGGGAGGAGAUGUACCGAGGUCGGCCUCCGAGAGGGGGCUACAGGCCGCCGUUCGAAGGCCGAGGUCCGCAGCAACCCAGGCCCUCCCAAGCAUCGGGCUACAGAGACGACAGGAGCCGGCCCAGGCCUCCUUACCAUCCCGGACACCACGACCAUGGUCACCCCGAGUCUUACCGCCGCUCCCCCCCGCGCCGGAGGUACCCGUCCCCCGGGUCAGGGAGUCACCCAGGCGGGGAGUACUGGGCCGGAGGAGCGCCCAGGGAGAGGUCCCCAUCACCACGAGGAGCCGUUCCCCUCGAUCACAACCUGGUGAUCACAGUUGGCAACGAGCUGACAGGACCGUCUGGCUCCGCCCCCCCACGCCAACAUGACAGAGACUACCCUCCUCGCCCAGAGUACGAGCGCAGCAGGAGCCGAGGCCGCAGUCGACCUCGCAGCCGCAGUCGAGAGCGGAGUCCGGACCGGAGCCGGGCCAAGAGUCAAGGGCGGAGCAAGAGUCGGGCGAGGAGCAAGAGCCGGCCCCGCAGCCAGAGUCGCAGUCCGGAUCGGAGCAGGGCCAGGGCCAGAGCCAAGAGCCGGGGCCGGAGCAAGAGUCGCAGUCCAGAUCGAAGCCGCGCCAAGAGCCGGGGCAGGAGUAAAAGUCGCCCCCGCAGCAGGUCCAGAUCCAGGUCCAGGUCUAAGUCGAGAGGGCGUAGCUUCAGCAAAGCAGCCAGCCGUGCCCGCAGCAGGAGCAGGUACAGGAGCCGCAGCAGCAGCUCCAGCUCCAGCAGCCGCAGCGACGCCAACGACAACAACGGGAAAUCACGGAAAGGGUUUGAGGAGCUGGAGACGGCCCGGCGCAGGAAGGAGCUGGAGGAGAUGCUGAAUCAGCCCACCAAGUCCAUCCUGAAGAAACGCAACGACUCUGAGGACUCGCCGUCUCUCAGAAGUUUUGAAGGUGUGGAGGGGUCCAGCAUGUCCCGGGUGGCGGACCAGCUGCUGCAGGCGGUGAAGGGCAUGGAGCCCCACAUGGUGGCCUCCAUGCUGUCAGAACUGCGCUCAGACCCCCACAUGGCUCAGCGCGCCGGCCUGGACGCUGAAAUCAAAGAGAUCCUUAACCUGCUGGGGGGGCAGGCAGCAGGGAGCAAGGCCGAGGGGACCCCCGUAGACGACAUCGAUGACGAGGAGAAGUUCCUGUACGGAGAUUCGGAGGAGCCCAAACCCCAAUCCUCAUCAGAGCCAGAGCGGCACCACGGUCUGGAUCUGUACGGAGACGUGACAGAAGAGGCGCUCUACGGAGACUACCCCCAAACCAUGAGCGCCAGUGGUCAGAUGUACAACAUCCCACAGGGAGCCCCGCCCACAGGAGGGGAGGUGGACCUGAGGUACACGAGCCGACCCACCGUCAGCCCGGACCAGAACGUCACGGUCCGUGUACCCAAUCCCUCCUACCCGCCGGGUAUGGAGCCUCUAGAGGAGAGCGAGCGCCAGGCGGUGGAGGAGUACGAGAAGAUCCAGGACCUGCUGAAGACCAUCGGCCUGGACCUUGGCGUGACUGAGAUCAGCAAGAUGGCUGCCAGGACCAAAGAGCGUCUCCAUGGAAGCAAGCCUCCCCCAAAGACGCCCACGCGCAGGCGCUACUCCUCCGGCAGCUCUGACGGCAGCCGACGCAGCCGGGGCCGUGGGAGGCGGAGCCACAGCCACAGCGGCAGCUCCAGCAGCAGUAGCAGCAGCAGCAGGAGUCACAGCCGCGAGAGGAGCCGGCAGGGGGGUAGCUGGAGCAGCGAGGACAGCCACAGGAAGACCUCAGCUCAGCCCAAGACCCAUAAAGAGCGAGACCUGAAGGAGACCAAGGCUGAGCGGAGCGACGCAGCGCCGCCACAGCAACCACCACCGCAGCAACCACUGCCACAAGUUACAGACCCCAACACCCUCCCCUCUCACCCUGGGGCCCCCAUACCCACCUACCCCCCCCCACAGGUCCACAGCAUGAUGCCACACAACUACCCCCCGCCGGGGUACGGCCAGUACGGGAACUAUCUCCCCUACAUGCACCAGCAGUGGCCGCCCAUGUACCCGCCCCCGAUGACGAUGCCUCCCCAAGCCAGCCCGGAGGAGUUCGCCCCGACACAGCCGUACGAGUACCCGGCCCCUGAGCCGGGGGUCAAAGGUCAGGACGUGGAGAAGGGGAGCUCUAAAGCCAGCAGCCUGGACCGACGAGUGUCCGAGGAGCAGAACAACGAGAGCCAGAAACAGAAGGUCCUGGAGGAGAGGGACAAGCUGAAACAGGACAGAGAGGUCCGGAUGAAGAAGAAGGAGUAUCUGAUGAAGGAGCUGGAGAGACUCAGGAAGCAACAAGGUGAGCUCCUCAGAAAGAAGCGGCGCGAGAAGGACGGACACAAGGACCCCCUGCUGCAGGAGAUCAGCCGCCUGCAGGAGGAGGUCAUGUCCCAGAUCUCCAACCUCCGCAAGGAGCACGAGACCGCCGAGAAGAAACGCAGCGAGAUCGACAAGGUCGCACUUAUCCUCGGCCUGAACCCGUCCGACAGACCGCGCAUGGCCGUCAAACCCGCCGAGGACCAGGAGGACCAGCACCCGCAGCCUGCCCCGCCAGAGAAGAAGAAACGGGUGGCGGAGAGAAGUCCUGAAGGAAGACCGGCAGCCAGAAGCUCCAGCACAAAGCAGACGUCCGUGGCCCCGCCUUCAAGACUGUCUUUGGAGAGGCCGAUUGUCAGCGCCCCGCCCACGCCUUCGCCUGCGGCCCCGCCUCCAGAGCCGUUUGAAUACUAUGACGCUGGAAACCACUGGUGCAAAAACUGUAACGUCACCUCUGGUUCCAUGUUUGAUUUUUUCACGCACUUGCACAGCAAAUCACAUCGAAAGACUCUGGACCCAUACGACCGGCCAUGGGUUUCCACUCCUACCAAAAUCGCCAAGAACACUCCGUCAGAAGAGAAGCUCACUAAACCAGCCAAAGGUUCCGAGUUCUUGCUGCCCGUCAGAGGAUUCUUCUGCCUGUUGUGUAAAGAGUUUUACGGCGAUGCCAUCUGUGCAGAAGAGCACGUCACCAAACAUAACCACAACGAGAAAUACAAGAAACAAAUGUACGAGAAUCCGAUGUACGAACAGAGGAGGAACCUGGAUCGACAGGCAGGGCUGGCCUCAGAGGCGGGUGGAAAGAAACGCAAACAUGAGGACAGUGAGAAAGCCACUAAGGACAAGGAUGACAAGUCCAAACACAAAAAGGAGAAAAAGGACAAGGACAAAAAGAAGGGAGAUGAUGACGUGGUUCAGAAGGAAGAGAAAGCUAAAGUAAAGGAGGAACAGGAAGAAAAAACAAAGACAAGCAAGAAAGUGGAGGAUUCAAAAGAGGAAAAAAGCUUUGAAGAGGAGAGGCCAGUUUUCAGUAAAAAAGAUGAGAGUGAGAAGUUUAAAUUUGGCAGAAAGGAUGACAAAUACCGCCACAGCAGAGAGGAAGAGGGGAUGGGAAAAUACAGGAGAGAAGAGGAGGAGAGACCCAAAUACAGCAGAGAAGAAGAAUACCGACACCGAUAUCGCAGAGAUGGGGAUGAUCGACAUGAUGAGCGUCCUAAAUAUGGGCCAAGAGACGACGAGGACAGGUAUAAAUACGGUAAAUAUCCAGAUUUUAAAUCCAAGUAUGACAGGGAGCGGGAGGAGGGGAAACCCAAAACUGAGAAGGAAGCUUUUAAAAAGCUUGAACCAGAGAAACCUGACGCAAGCAAGACCGAACCUCCACCAAAGCCUUACGACCUGCCUAAAGUCUUCUGUGGACCCAGUCCGGCCAUGAGGGCAAAGCUUCGCAAGCAAAGCGUGGAAGCAGGCAAACCAGCACAGGUGGCGCCAACGCCUUCAUUUGGAAGGUUCACAUGGAAGAAGAAGGAGAACGUUCUGGCAAAAGAGGCCCAGAAAGCUGCUGCAGAGUUCAUCAAGGAGGAUGAAGACGGUUCAACGGAGAAACCUGCAUCAAUGGAGGAUUCUUUUAUGAAGUCUAUGGCUGUUGCAAAGGAAAUAGCCCAGAAGCUUGGGGGCCAUCAGAACAUGCCUCCUCCUUGGGUGUCCAACCAGAACAACAGAGGAAGAGGACGAGGAAGAGGAAUUAGGCCCAACCUCCCUGCACCAGCAGCAGUAAUGCGAAAAACAGCAAUGAUGGGUAAACCUGCACCUCUUAAUACCUUCCUCUCUAUCAAACCUCAAAACACUGGUCUGCUGGGUUCUCCUCCAAAAGACCUACCAACAAUCCAGGAGAUCGCAAAGACUCUGAGUAUUCCUGUGCCAUUCCAGGGAAAGUCUAGACCAUCUAGUGCUGGAUUUGGGGCAGUUGAGAAUAAACCCCCACCACCAAGAAUAGGACCUGAACCAUUUAAGUCUAAUACAGAUUCACCGGUUUCUGGAUCUGCACCAUCUGAAGGAAAAUCUGCACCACCUGUUUCUGCACCUGCGACAUUCGGGGUUAAACCCCAGCAACCUGUUUCUACGCCUGCAACAUUCGGGGUUAAACCCCAGCAACCCGUUUCUACACCUGCGACAUUUGGGGUUAAACCCCAGCAACCCGUUUCUACACCUGCGACAUUUGGGGUUAAACCCCAGCAACCCAUUCCUACACCUGCCCCACCUGUUUUAAAGCCUCCUGGAAUUGACACCAAGCAUGUGCCAUCAGUCCCUAAACCUUUACCAUUCAAGACCCCCUCUGCACCACCAUGCAUAGCUACCCCUGCACCCUUUGCAGUUAAACCUCCACAGCCAACAAUGAUAAAGAUAGUGUCUGAUGUGGCGGCUCCUGGUGUUCCAGAGAGUGAGCAGACACGUACCGUGUUUGUCAAGCCUCCACCUUUCAUGAAAAUGGGUGAAGCAGCUCAAAAGCCUGAGAAACACAAGAGUAACCUGGCUGCAGCCAAAGCCAAGGACUUAUUUGAUAUAUUCUAUAGUAGCACUGGCCAGUCAAGCACCUCAUCCAUCACCAAAACCGCAACGGACACAAGACCGGACAGAAGUGGGACCAAUAAGGGUGAACUUCCUACCCCACGAGCACAAAACACUCAACCAAGGCAUGCUAUGGCUCUGCAACCAGACUCAAACAAAGCCCUGCCAAGUACCAAAACCCAGCCAGAAACUCUCAUAGGUCCACCAUGUCCCAUAACCCAGCCAGAAACCAUCAAAAGUCCACCAUGUCCUGUAACCCAAACAGAAACCAUCAAAAGUCCACCAUGUCUUGUAACCCAAACAGAAACCAUCAAAAGUCCACCAUGUCCCGUAACCCAGUCAGAAACCAUCAACAGUCCACCAUGUCCUGUAACCCAGCCAGAAACCAUCAAAAAUCUACCAAGUCCACAAACCAAGCCAGAAUCAGAGAUCCAAAUUUCAUCAGUCUGGUCCCUGCAGCCAACCCCAGCUGAGGUUGGUCCAUCCGCAAGAACUUCACAGACAAACCAACGUAUGUCUGAGGCUCAGGGUGCCCCCCAAAACCAAUCCUUAACUUCUAAAUCUACUUCCCAAACCAAUGCUGAGCUUGAACCAACUUUUCAAACCGAGUCCCGGCCCAAACUGGCUCCUCUAGCCGAAACAGACCCAGAGUCCGAACCAAACCAGGACACCGUGACCCAGUCUCAUCUAGAGAUGCAUCUCGACACAGCUCCGGUACCUGAGUGCAAACCAGGUCGAAAAACUAGAGGCAAAACCACUCCUACUAAGAGAACUCCUCCGGCCCCCCGCCCUGUCCGACAAACCAGAUCCCAAACCAGAUACCAGACCCGGCAGCAGCAUAGCCAGUCAGAGCCUGAGCCUGACCUUGCUUCUGGAGAUUCUGACUCGGCAGCUUCAGACUCAAAGGGUCUUGACACAUCGGACCCUGGCUCUGGUUUGCAGCCUAUGGAAGAGGCAACAAGCGAGGGGGACCCCCCGAUGAUGGAGAUAACCCCUGAAACCCUGGGCCUCCCCUCUGACAUGACCUCUUUGAACUUUGACUAUGAUUUCAAUUUUGAAUAGAAAGUCAGCAGACUUGAAGGAGUCUGAGGAGGGUUUCUUUAAAGACUUGUUUGUCCCAGAUGUUCCGAAGAUCAGUGAUGUACCGUGCAAAGAGGCCGCUGAGAGGUGGUGAGACCAAACUCCCACUGACGGACCUGACUUUUAAAACACCAACCUUUAAUCCUGGCAAGUUUCCUGUUUAGUCAAACCUUGUUCUCAGUCUUCUAAAGAGCCCCCUACCGGUUUUGUGGGGCAGGGUUUUAGACGCAAUGAUAACAAGGUCCUCCUAAAACUGGACAACACUGGCGCUCUGUGUUAUAGUUAGCAGCUACGUUGUGUAGCCAAAGGUGUGUGUUUGUUUUCAUGGUUAGUUCAGAGUUCAGGAUGAUUGAAAAGGUUAUAAGACGAUGAACCAGGCAGAGUGUUGUUCCAGAUGUUUCUCCAAACUGACAGUUUCCUCCAAGUUACAGGAUAAUCAUUCCUUUACACGUGUUAGACAGAUAAGGUUGGGAGCAUGGACUGUCAGGUAGAUGCACAUGGCUCAACCUCUUUCCUUAUUACACUGAGUUAUAAUCCUACUUCAGUAAUCAGACUUUUAGAAAAUCUGCCUCUUCAAAUCACGUCCACUUUCAAACCGCCUCAUGUUCUCUGUGUGACUGAGAACAUGACCCGGGUUUGGAUGAAUCCACCUGUCCUUGUUGCAUCCUCGCUCUGCUGUCCACACACUCUUGGCUGUGUAGCUUAUAUCAGACUGAAUGGACACCUUUCCGGUUUUAACCACACGGACAUUCACCUUCCCCUCUAGGCUCAGUGGAAGACGGACUUCUGAAAAUGUUGUUGUCUUUGUCAUGCGUUCACACUUUAAAUCGCCUCUCCUCCUCCUCCUCCUCCUGAAGGUAAAGUUUGUACUCAUUUGUUCUCUUGUUUUGUAUUCCAGUUCAGACUCUCGAGUUUGUUUCUCUCCUCUUUGAACUGUGAUGAUGUGUUUCUGAUGCAGAGCUCAGCUGGUGAAAGAAAAGUCGCAGCAUGGACCAAAAUCAGCUCAGUUACUUUGAACGCUGUGUUUUACGUGUAAGCUGAAGAUGGAGGAGACGGUUCCAUUAAAACUGCAUCAGGCUCUCGCUCCCGGUGCGUUUGAAGCACUGAGCUGUGACUAGUGUCUCUGUGUGGGUCAGAAUAGAAACAAACUCCUCGUCGUGUACAUUUCUGUUGCUUCUAGUAGAGUUUUAAUAAAGUUGACAACCAGGA